AUGGGGAACUGCCUGUUUUCUCAAGGAGCGGAUGAUUUGUCUUUGCUGAACGAGUCCGAGGGGGGAAGCCUGCCGGGAGAGCCGCCGCCGCCAUACCAGGAGCGCCCGCAGCCCGUACCUGUAUACCAUCCCACCCCCGGAGAGAGUCGCUUGGCCAGUCAGCUGAGCGAGGAAGAGCAGGUGCGCAUCGCGCAACGUAUCGGCCUUAUCCAUCACCUACCCAGAGGCAUAUUCGAUCCGGGCUCCGAUCCCUCAGACCGAAAAGUCAAAGAAUGUGUGAUCUGCAUGAUGGACUUCGAGUACGGCGACCCCAUCCGGUUUCUACCGUGCGUUCACAUCUAUCACAUGGACUGCAUCGACGCCUGGCUUAUGCGCUCCUUCACCUGCCCAUCCUGCAUGGAGCCCGUGGAUGCCGCUCUGCUUGCAACCUACGAAACUAACUGA
Molecule: messenger RNA, 444 nt
Organism: Nerophis lumbriciformis (worm pipefish)
Lineage: Eukaryota; Metazoa; Chordata; Actinopteri; Syngnathiformes; Syngnathidae
Source: RefSeq, a predicted model, not a curated record